UCUGAUUAGAAGGUUUCUCUCUUAGCAACAACUGCCUGCCUGUCUACCGCGUGUCUUGGGCAUGCCAUAAACGCGACUUUCUCAUCAAACGGUGCAUUUAAACCGUCCGUUGCUUCUAAGGACCGUGUGGGCGUAGCGUGGUUGGCUGGAGGCGCAAGAUGGAGGUCAACAGAGUGCCUGGCUUUAUCUCAAUCCCCUGUGGAUCCUCGUCGAUCUUCGUUCACCAGUUUAGAGACGCCCAAAAGCAUGACGUAUAGUGACCGCCAAACUUCAAGUAGAGCAAAUAACCAUAUAAUUGCACCGUAAGCGCUUAACCGUCUGAUUUGUGUGCUUAGUGUCUUUAAAUAAAGGCCUCGUUGUGAGAUGUCACCUCAGCUCACUUCAUCAUGUCUCCAAGGGGCCAGACUGCGUCGCACCGGGCCACCGCACGCUAGCACCUAUAUGUUCAUGCUAGUUUUUUUAUCCUCUAGGACUGAAAGUUUUGGUGCCCGGCGGUCUAUGGUUGUCAAGUGUAUUUUUGUAGUGCGAUCCCGUCGACUCCCGUUUAUUACCGUGAACCCCGAGUCCCCCGACCGACGAUGUCGCUUCGAGUCCUCUUACGCACAAUCAUCAAUCAGCGCGCUGAUGCUGUGCCUAUACUUUAAGUUGUUUUCACUUUUUUUUUUUGAUCUCACUUACGCAACAUUUACGUUUUGUUGCGCAACCUUGGCUCAAUCAAUUGCUUGUCGAUCAAUCAACCCUACGUCAAGCGAUGUCAACGUCAAGGCAUACAUAAAUACUUUCGUCAUCUUACGCCUCCCCGCGCUCUUUGUCUCGUGAUCCUCUCACCUGCCUCAGCCUAUCUCAAAGUUUUGUCUGCUAU
Suillus plorans is the source of this 862-nucleotide messenger RNA. RefSeq lists its product as uncharacterized. The coding region runs from base 364 to 819 and encodes 151 amino acids. The record is from RefSeq and is a predicted model, not a curated record. Lineage: Eukaryota; Fungi; Basidiomycota; Agaricomycetes; Boletales; Suillaceae. The transcript has 2 exons.